GGCGGGGAAGGGAAGUGGGACUGGUCACUGGGCAGGCUUCCUGCUUGUUUGUAUUUGGCGCCGGAGCUGCCUAGGGACCGAGACAGAGAGCGGAUACCGAAGCCGGUGUGAUGCUGGGAGACCUUGCUUGUACGGGGAAGCAUAUACAUUGUUAGAUUUCUGUUCCCUGUCAGUGUAUCGCGUUUUUGCGCUGGAAUCAUUCAUGUCUGCCAGAUACCUGCCUAUCUACUUCCUGCCUAUCUGUGGUGACUACAAUAUUUUACUAAGAAGCAGUUUCACUAUGUAACUGUCAACUAAAAUCGACACGUCUGAGAGUUGAUUGACCAAAACGCCCCACAAGAUGAACAUCUCUGCAUCCACUUGUGGCAGUCCAAGCUCUUCUGAAAGCCUCCCUGCUGGUGACUUGUUCAAAGAGCUCUGGUCAAAACUGAAGGAAUGCCAUGACAAGGAAUUACAAGAACUGCUUUUGAAAAUUAACAAACUGAAAAAACAAAGAUGUCUUGAUGCACAAAGGCUGGAAGAGUUUUAUACAAAAAACCAACAUUUAAGAGAGCAGCAGAAGACACUACACGACACAAUUAAAGUUCUUGAAGACAGACUUCGAGCUGGCCUAUGUGACCGUUGUACAGUAACUGAAGAGCACAUGAGGAAGAAGCAGCAGGAGUUUGAAAAUAUUAGACAACAGAAUCUAAAACUCAUCACAGAGCUCAUGAAUGAUAAGAACGCUCUCCAGGAUGAAAAUAAAAGGCUUUCUGAGCAGCUCCAUAACAUGCAGAAGAGCAGGUGGAAGAGUGAUGAAGAAAAUCCAGCAGAUACAGGAGAAGGUGAAGAUGGUGUUAUCCCGGACUCCCCACUUAGUACCUUUUCUUUAAGUAUGGUGAGCAGAAUGCGGAGAAAAAAAGAUAACAAGCAUAUCCGUUACUCGGAAAAAGCACCAGAAGACACACUGACAUUGGAGCGCAAGAUCAACUCUGGGAACAGACCUCAAGCAACUACUCACGUAAGAAAAGGAGAGGAUAUUUUGGUGGCUGAAACACUAGAACUCUCCCCUCUUCCAAAAAAAUAUGAAGUUGAUUCAGAAAAGCCGGUGUUCAACCUGGCAGCUGUUGUUGCUGAAACACUUGGCCUCGAUGCCCAGGUGGAAUCUCAGUCCCAGAGUGUAUUUAAUCAGCCAAGAAUCACCGGUGCCCCACUUUUUCACGAGGGUGAAGAUUCCUCUCCACGGCAAGUCAAAGUUGAAUUUACUGAAGGUUCUAUGGAAGAGUCUCAGGGUAACGACGAUGAUGGAUGGAAUACAAAGGAAGCAUCACCUGUAUUUGGAGGACCUGCGAGAAACAUAAGGAGAAGUGCAGAAAUGGACUGUAUUUCUCCCCCCUUACCAGUUGGAUUGAACAGUAAAUUGAUAUCACAGUGUUCUAGAAACCCAUCAGAUUUUUUAUUUAACUCUGUACAGGCAAAGGCAGAAGAUGGAGCGCAGGCAACUCGUCUCUGCCUUGGCAAAGAGACAGACUCUGUAAUUAGCCAAUGUUCAAGCAAUGGGCAGGGUGUCUUGAGGUGUAGUCCAAACAAAUCAGUCCCUGGUGGUGCUCAGAUGGGCAAAGACAUUCUUGACAGUGAGCACCAUAAACAAAUGGCAAACAGAUAUGGGAAAAGAAAAAAUGCAGAAGCAGAGCAAGAGGAGAGCUGUGAAUCCUCAUUUGAUAAAGAAAACAAUAUCCCUAUAAAAGACAUUGGUAGUGAAAGACACAGCAUGCUGGACAAGCCCCUGGAUCUUUCUGACCGUUUUUCAGUGCUCAGGCCACAGGACAGAAGCCAUGGCAGCAGCAGGGGUAGAACAAAGCAGACAUUUGCACUGGUACCAGAGAAACCUGACCCCAAAAAACCACUGCACAUAGACUUAAGGGAGGACCUUUACCACCAAACAAAGCAGAAAAAAGUAUUUGUUUCUGGGUUAGUAGAACGUAGUGCCUUCAAUUUGCACGAAGAUAAGGAAGUGACAGAAGAAGGCAAUCAGCUUUUCGAUGAUUUAGAGAUUGAAACUGUCCAUGAGCCAAAAAGAAACGCAAGAUCAGUGCACAGAGGUGUCCAGCCGACAUCUGUCCUUCAGCCAAACUUGCACAUGGUUCAGGCUUGCCCGGAAUCUCAACAAGGGAAGCCACCAAUAGAUAACAUGCAGUGGAGCAUUGAUCCAGGGGCUGACUUGUCGCAGUAUGAAAUGGACAUGACAAUGGAAGAUUCUAAGGGUGGGAGCCCUGCAAAGCCAGAGCUAGAGGACAUGGAUUACACAUAUGUUAGUGAAAGUUUCCUGUUAAAAAUGAAGAAGGGGGAUCCAGGUGACAGUGUCCUUCCUAGUGAAAUAAUAAUCAGUUUCCAUACAACAGAAGAUGAAAGCAAAGGUCAAGACAGCUUUGAAAAAAUGUUUGACAAGAGUGAGUAUGGAGAGUAUGUGUUGUGCAUUAAAGACAGGAGCCCUUCCCAAAGUUGCAAAGAAAGGAAUGAUCUGUCUUCCAUGGAAAAUAACAAAAUUACCAAAGAAAAAGAGAUUGAAACUAAAGGAGAGACAUAUCAGAAGCAGAAGGCAUUUGUGGAGCCAUAUUUCCAAAGACCUGAACAAAAAAAGCCUGCAAUGGAUUUUCCUCACAUUGAAGUUGUUCGCAAAAAAGAUGAGAGACGAAAAAUGCUUGGGCAUACUUGCAAGGAAUGUGAAUUGUACUAUGCCGACCUUCCAGAGGAAGAGAGAGCAAAGAAGCUGGCUUCCUGCUCAAGGCACCGGUUCCGAUACAUUCCGCCAAGCACCCCUGAAAAUUUUUGGGAGGUGGGAUUUCCUUCCACGCAAACAUGCCAAGACAGAGGCUACAUUAAAGAAGAACUCUCUCCCUGCCAGCGUCCUCGAAGAAGACAACCUUAUAAUGCUAAAUUUUCAUCAAAGAUUAAAGAGCAGAAGACAUAAACUAGACAAACAAUUUAAUUUUUAUAUUUACGCAGUCAAAUGCCCAGUUUAAAUCAGUAUUGCUUAUGAAGCAACCUUGCCUCAUAUGCGUAAAUUUGACACUAAUAUGUCCUCACUAAAGCAUCACCACGAACAUUGACAGCUCUCGUGUAAGUACACUCAGAGUUAGAGGGCCCUUCCUUUCAAGACCUUCAAAUUUUAAGGAGAACUGCCAUAGCUGUAACCACACACCCAAACUGUAAUGAAUUCUUAAAAAUUAUUUUUUUACAAGUAAUUGUUCUUUCAAACAGUUUAUUCCUCGACCUAACUUUCUUCCACUGGCUAAGCAUCUAAAACUGCUGAAAGAAACAAAAUAACAAUGAUUAUGUGUGAAACAGAUAUAUGGUUGCAACAGUUAGCAGGGGGCUUAAUCUGUGUCACUGCUGUAAUUGGCUUUUAGUACCAGAAAUAUUUCUCAUCAUUUUAAAAAAAAUGAGAUGUAUGUUGUUGUAUGGAGGAAAUUACUUGAAAUCUGUUAGGGAUUUGACUGGGCUCAUUUAUUAUGAGUCAGUACUCUGUUUAAGAAGCAGCAAGGGCAGCCAGUAUCCACACACACAGUGUAACUUACUGGUUUAGUGUAUAAAAUUAUUGGGUCAGCACUUGAUUUGUAACAGUGCAAUAGUUUAAAUGCUGUGUUUUAGAGAGUAGAUGGCACAUUACUUCUGUAAUUAAAAUAUUCACUGUAUUGUAGGGGAAACCACUCUAAAUACCAGGUCUGGACUGGCACCCAAAAUAGGCCCUGGCAUAUCAAGUACAAAGAGGCCCAAGCAGUCCCCCACCAGCCCAAUAAAUAGUGACCGUCUGUGGCAUCUUACAGCAGCCCUUCUGGCAUUUGCAAGAACCCACAGAUUGCCAGUCUGGGCUUACUAUAUACAUCUUCCAUGGUGUAGGCAUUCAUUAGGACAGUGAAAUGCUGGACUUUGCCGUGUUACAGUGUUCCUGGCAAUGCACUUUCUGCUUCUAGAUACAAUAAAUAUUUGUAAUAAACUUGGUUAACUUGGCAUUACCAGUUCAGUGACCAAAAAAUAAUAUACAUGUCUGGAGAUUUUAGCACCUUUUUAACUGGUAGGGUGCUGUGUUUUGCACUGUAUAAAUACAAUAAAGAAUUCUUAUAGUUGCAAUAGAAGUAUAAUAAAUAAUAAAAAUGUGAACUAAA
Molecule: messenger RNA, 4145 nt
Organism: Xenopus tropicalis (tropical clawed frog)
Lineage: Eukaryota; Metazoa; Chordata; Amphibia; Anura; Pipidae
Gene: rbbp8
Product: retinoblastoma binding protein 8
Exons: 19
Coding region: 341-2950 (869 amino acids)
Biological process (GO): DNA repair
Cellular component (GO): chromosome; nucleus
Source: RefSeq, a predicted model, not a curated record